UUUACGUUAUAAACAAACAUCAUGGUGGACGAAGCCACGAAGCGAACUCUUGCACAGAUUCCUCUUCUGAAAACUAAAGCUGGACCUAGAGAUGGAGAACUCUGGGUUCAAAGACUCAAGGAAGAAUACCAGUCCCUUAUACAGUAUGUUCAGAACAACAAGGAAGCAGACAAUGACUGGUUUAGAUUGGAGUCUAAUAAGGAGGGUACCAGAUGGUUUGGAAAGUGUUGGUAUAUACAUGAAUUACUCAAGUAUGAAUUUGAACUAGAAUUUGAUGUUCCAGUUAUGUAUCCCACCACAGCACCAGAAUUAGCAAUCCCAGAAUUAGAUGGUAAAACAGCUAAAAUGUAUAGAGGUGGAAAGAUUUGUUUAACAGAUCAUUUUAAACCAUUAUGGGCUAGAAAUGUACCAAGAUUUGGAAUAGCACAUGCCAUGGCAUUAGGGCUUGGACCAUGGCUAGCUGUAGAAGUACCAGACUUAAUACAGAAAGGAAUAAUUAGUCACAAGGACAAUUCAACAAAAAGUGCUGCUUCCUGAUAUUUGUGAUUGUAGUAGCAUACACAUUUUAGAUAUUUAUGUUAUAGUAAUACACAAGAUUCCAGUCAUUUCUCAUAUUUUAUAUUGUUGUUUGUUAAUUUAAACAACAUCAAAAGUUAUGAAAACUAGUUUGUUUGCCUAUUAAGUUUGGAAACUUUAAAUUGAAUUAGGUAACUUUUGGAAUGUAUAAAUAUUGUUUUGUUCUAUUUUUUUAUAAAUUUUGUACAUGUAGGAAAAAUGAAUUGAGCAUGCACUAUUUAAAGAUGCUUUUAUUCUAAUUUGCCAGUUUUUGCUAUUAGAAAAUUGUUGGUUUAUGUUUUAAUGAAUUUUUGGUUUCAAUCAUUGCACAGAUCAAUACUUUGUAAACGGUAUCACUUCAAUCAUUGCACAGAUCAAUACAGUGUAAAUGGUAUACCUUUUUGAGAAUUUAAUCUUGUGGAUUAUGAGCAACAAUACUGAAAUCUAAUUAUUAGGGUUGAUUUUUAUGCUAAAUAUCUUCACUAGUGCAGAUAUAAGUAUUGGAUCAUUCUAAGUGAAAUUGAUUGGAAUCUUGUUCUGGAAAGUGCAAUGAAUUAUCUCAUGGAAUAUGGUAGUGUUUAUAUGAUCUGAUAUCAGUGGAACAGAGGGAAAAUAUAUAAUUUUGAAAUUUUCUGUUUCUUGAAAACAUCAUAAAACUGGAGCUUGCACAAGAUUUGUAACAAGUUAAACAGUAAUAAGUGAUUUUAUUGAUGCUAUACAAGGUUCAAAUGUGAUAGAUCUUAUUCAAAUGUCUGGUAAUUUUCUAAUCAUCAUGUACUGUAAAGUUAAAAUUAUGGAUGUUAAAUGAAAUUUUAUACCUGAUAAAACCAUUUUAUUAGGAUUGACAGUUAUGUGCGAUUUUUUUAUUUUCAUAUUAUUUAAAUAAGUAGUAAAAUUGUUACAGAUAACUGUUGAAUAUUGUUUAAAAUGUGCAACAUUGAUACCAAUUGGAAAGAAAUGUGUAAGAUUAUUUUUAAUUAUAGUAAAUCUUUCUAUAAUAGGAGUAUGAUUGUUACAAAUGACUGUUUUUUUAAAUAUUUUAAAUGCACAAACUUGUAAUGCCAAUUUGAAAAUAGGUUGGGAUAUGUUUAUUGUAUUUCUUUAUGCUAUCCAUCACUUCAAUAAACAAUGACAAGAUGUAAGUAAUACUUCAAUCAUAAAUAGGAAUUUUGCUGCAUUUCUGACAUAUCUCAUCAAAAAGUAGUGUGAUUUGUGCAAUUCUCUUAGAGGUAUUUAGAAUUGAAGCACAUGUUAGUAUUUGCCUAUAAAAAGAAACAUGACAGUUAACACUACAGUAUGAGUGCCACGUUUUUUCUUUUGCCUUCUGAAAGUUGCUUUGUUCAACAAAGUAAGAAUAUUAUUAAUAUUUAUAAUUUCAACUAGAAUAUUCAGGUAAGAUAACUAUAAAGAUAAAAGAUCUAAUUGUUCAUACAGAAGAAAAAUCUAGACAUUCUAAAAUAUUAUGUCAAUAUUUGUUAUGAAGUCUUUCAUGAGUGAAAAAUAAGUUUUUAUUUAUUAUAAUGGUGCAAAAUUCUUAACAAAUUAUUCUAUUGCAAAUAAACUAAUGAUAAAUUU
This is a messenger RNA of Mytilus californianus (California mussel), 2130 nucleotides long. Its product is annotated as ubiquitin-fold modifier-conjugating enzyme 1. Gene Ontology annotation, cellular component: cytoplasm. Lineage: Eukaryota; Metazoa; Mollusca; Bivalvia; Mytilida; Mytilidae. Gene Ontology annotation, biological process: protein K69-linked ufmylation. The transcript has 5 exons. Gene Ontology annotation, molecular function: UFM1 conjugating enzyme activity. The coding region runs from base 22 to 537 and encodes 171 amino acids. The record is from RefSeq and is a predicted model, not a curated record.